Caenorhabditis bovis is the source of this 1377-nucleotide messenger RNA. NCBI's taxonomy places the organism in Eukaryota, Metazoa, Nematoda, Chromadorea, Rhabditida, Rhabditidae. The record is from the annotation of a GenBank genome assembly.
AUGGCUACCGACGAAGACCUUCUUCUCGAUGUUGCGUUAGGCGAGGACACCGAGGAAACUUCAACGGUCAUCGACGAAGACGCUCUUCUUGGUUUAAAUGAAGUAAGUCGCAAUCCAACUGUAGAUUGCGAAGAGACAAAUAAUCAGUUAGAAUCAGCUCCUUUGAAAGAGCAAAAGACUGAGGAACCCGACGACGAUGAUGAUGAUAACCAUGUCGACAAGGAGGAGCUCGACUAUGACGAGGAGGAGGAGGACGAAGAAGAGAAACGCGAGCGAACGAGCCGAUACGCAUCGGAGCGUCGCAAGGACAACGGCGAUUCGAAUACUGAAAAUGGAAAUGAGAACGAGGAGAAGCCGAAGCGUCGUACUGAUAUUCCGUCUCUUCUUGAUAAGGAAGUACCAAAACCACCUCAUUUGAACCAUCGUCAACCACCACCACCGAAUCAACCAAUCGUCGUCAAGCUCAAAAUCGAUGGAGGGCCGCCACAAGAGUUCCGGCCAUCUAGUUCAUUCAUGUAUAAUCCGAUGCCGAUUGUUCCUCGACUUCCUAAUGGAAUCCCGUUAGUUCAACUUCCACCGAACCACGGUUGUGCCGGAUUCGGGAAUAAUUAUUCGUGUCAACAACCAAGAAUGGUUGGAGGAGGCGGCGCUUCCGAAGAUUGGGAUCAAGCUGUCUCAAUGUUCUUGAGCAAUACAGCGGGAUACAAAAGAUCGAGACAUCGAAGCUCGUCGUAUUCGAGCGAUUACAGCGAAGGCAGUGAUUACAGCUCGCGUUCAAGAUCUAGAUCCAGAUCAAGAAGUCGAUCGCCAAAAAGACGCAGCCAUAAAAGAAGGAGAGAUCGUAGAAGAAGUGCUGAUCGUCGUCGUCAUCAUCAUGAAGAUCGACGCAGAAAGGAGCAGCAAAGAAACUCCACGAUUGAAAGCGCAAAAGCUCUUGGUCUCGACAAUUCCUAUCUCGAUAAAGUAAAUGAGCAGAAGCGUAAAAGAGAGGAAAUUAUUCGAAAGAAAGAGGAACGAAGAUAUGGAUCAGAAAAGUCUUCGAAAUCGGUAAAUUUUAAAUCGAGCCAAAGUUAUUCGACUCAACCGUCGUCUUCUUCAACAUCCGAUCGCGAACGCAAACUGAAGGCGUAUCUUGCAGUGAAUGUAAACAAUUUGAAACAACUUCCGACUGCUGUUAAAAAGAUUGAAUCAAUCGCGGAAGCUCUUGGGCCGAUUAAGAAAUGCUGGAGGUCGUCUGAUGAUGUCGUUUCGAUUAUUUUCAAUGCGCACGAUAAGGCAAAAGAAUUCAUGUUGAAAUAUAAUAAUCAAGUUAUAUCUGGCCUUCGCGUGGGAGUCUCGCUCGAGAAGAAAUAUCUCAAUUUAAGCGAAUUAUCUUAA